This is a messenger RNA of Penicillium longicatenatum, 1629 nucleotides long. Its product is annotated as class I SAM-dependent methyltransferase. NCBI's taxonomy places the organism in Eukaryota, Fungi, Ascomycota, Eurotiomycetes, Eurotiales, Aspergillaceae. Bases 1 to 1629 code for a protein of 542 amino acids. The record is from RefSeq and is a predicted model, not a curated record. The transcript has a single exon. Gene Ontology annotation, biological process: peptidoglycan biosynthetic process. Gene Ontology annotation, molecular function: D-alanine-D-alanine ligase activity; ATP binding; metal ion binding.
AUGAGAAUCUGCGUAUUUCAAUCUUGCUUCGAGGAGCUCCAGGCUUCAGUCGGCGAAUCGGAGUCACAACAACUAUGCAUGAAUCCAGGCGUCUUUACGACUCAACAUCACGUAUCACACAAGACCAUCCACAAAAAGACAGCUAAGCAACAAAUCGACGAGGCGGUCGCAGAGGGUUAUGACUUUUAUUUAAAUUUCCUUUGGGGCACACAUGAGGACUCACUAGCUGGUAUUGAUGCGAUCCGAUACUUCGAGUCGCUUAAUCUGCCACAUGCCGGUGUCCAAAGCUCGGAAAGAUCGCAGUCCAAAUGGGAUUUCUUCGCCGAAGCCAAGCGAGCCGGCAGUCCGCUCAUUCCUGGCACAGAGUGCUUCCCUCUGUUUGUGAAGCCGGCUUCUAGUUAUGGGAGUAUGUUUAUCGAUGAGCAUUCUCUCUGUCGCGACGAAGCCGAGUUGGAGAGCUGUAUCCACCGGUUGAACACGCUGAUGCGCCCUGUACGGAUUCAACGAGCACUGGCGCUGGGACAUCAGGAUGGAGAGCAGUACGCCAAUGCAUGCGAAGCUGCAGGACGGGAGAGCACGGAUAUCGUGGUUCAGGAAUUCAUCGCUGGAGAAGAGUACUCUGUAGUUGUGAUUGCGAUGGGCGAAAGCCCCAUUCCGCUGAUCCCUCAACGCGCAAAAUACAAGCAGGUUGGCGAUAACGCGCGAAUCUUGACGCUAGAAUUAAAAUUUGAUGCAGAGUCUGGUUAUGAGCUCAUGUCCGAAGAUGAAGAUCCGGCAUUGUGGAAACAUCUCCAAGAGACAGCCGUCGAAGCUUUCACGACCAAAAAAAUGUACACAAAUGGCAUGGGAUGUGACGUGGAUAUGCGAAUCGGUCAAGAUGGGAGAGCUUAUGUGAUCGAAGUUGAUCCUCUUCCUGUGUUCUUCUAUCCGCCUGGGUCGCAGCUUGAGGAUACGGAUGUCAAGUACGGAUUCCCUGGGGCGUACAGGGCCGUUAUCAACACUUACAUCACGAAUUACUUCCUCAAGAACCCGGGUGUGCGAGGAGCCCGUUUCGCUGAGCUGGCGUCACUUUUUGAUGAGAUGCCUAUGACAAGUUGUGCGCCGGAUCAGACUACAGAAAUAACUGCACUGUCAUCGUUCAAAGGCACUGCACUCGAUCUCGGAUGUGGAACGGGCAGUCUGGGUCGUGCUUUGAAAUCCAACCCACGGAAUCGAAUUACCCACUUGGUUGGAGUCGAUAUCUCAAAGAAGAUGCUGGGUAUAUGUCACCAAGAAGGCGGGUAUUGUGAUUUGAUUCACGAUCGCAUGGAGUCCUUCCUCGCAACACGAACAGAAACAGUCGAUCACAUUUUCUGUGCCUCGGCCUUGGAGUUCCUUCCCAUGGAAGAGCUGGAUUUCGUACUUGCUCGAUGCUUCCAAUUGGCCACACGGUCGAUAACAGUUGUCAUUGAGAAUCCCAAGUCAAGCCAGAAAUAUAAUUCCGCGCCUUGGAAUGGGGUUCAAAAAUAUACCAUGGACCAUUCCGAGAGCAUCAGGACCUUCCAAAUUCAGCGGAGUUGGAGUAUGCGUUCUUCAGUGACAGAUAAAAGUCACUUGGUGUUCCAUUUCCAGCGGGACCAGGAUUCAUAG